This is a messenger RNA of Eurytemora carolleeae, 1079 nucleotides long. Its product is annotated as ras-like protein family member 10B. Bases 191 to 994 code for a protein of 267 amino acids. The record is from RefSeq and is a predicted model, not a curated record. Gene Ontology annotation, molecular function: GTPase activity; GTP binding. Lineage: Eukaryota; Metazoa; Arthropoda; Copepoda; Calanoida; Temoridae. The transcript is spliced from 11 exons.
UUAACAUUGAUUUUUAUGUCUAACAUUGUGCUGAAAUGGUUAAAACUUUAGGGGGAGGUGGCCCCAUGCACGACACCGAACUUAAACAAGGAAAUAUUCCGGUUGUUUAUAGAAAUCUGCCAAUCUGCAAAUUUUUGUUUGUUUUAUGGUGAAUGCUUAAAACCUGGAUCCACAAUCCACAUAAGAAGAAAUGUCUCCGAACUAUUCUUUGCUUGCAAUAAAUCAGGAAAAUAACACAGGACGUAGGGUGUCAAGUAUUUCAAAUCAUUUCAUGGAGAAACAGAGUUUCAAUAUAUCUACUGAUCUACCAUCUAGAAUACAACCUGUAGAUAUACAGGAGAAGGAAGAACGGCUUCCAACCAGAUACGAUGAGGAUAUCCCGAUCAAGUAUAUCAAGCUAGCUGUUCUAGGAGAUACAGGAGUAGGAAAAUCCGCAGUAUUAGAGAGGUUUGUUAGAAAUUCAUUUUCCUCUCAUCAUGAAAGAACAACUAGAAAACAGGAAUACAUGCCCUCUCUCAUACUAGACAAUUCUAUAUUCGAACUAAAGAUUGUUGAUAUUCCUGUGAUAAACAGAUUUCCCGCCAAUUCUGAAGAGGAAUGGGAGGAAUAUCGGUUCUACGGAUUACGCAGUGCACAUGCGUACCUUCUAGUAUUUGAUGUUUCCUCUCAUCAAUCAUUUCAAUUCAUCACAACAAUUAGGGACCAAAUAUCCAGUUCUCGUGAUAUAUCCUCAAUACCUGUGAUUGUAAUCGCAAACAAAUCCGAUCUUGUUCCCACACUGUCCCCAGACCAAAACAGAACAAGGUUGGAAAAUGCCAAUAUUGUAAAGAAGACCUGGAAACUAGGAUAUGUUGAGUCCAGUGCUAAAUACAACUACAACAUAACAUACAUUUUUAGAACACUUGCUCAGGAACUAAAGAACGUGGAAGAGCACAAGACUGGAGAUAAGAAUUCAAGAAACCAGGGGAAGAAAUGUUUCCGCUGCCUUCCAUGAUGUUAAAACCCUUUAACUAGGGUAUUUAAAAAUCUAAGUGAAAAUUUCAAAAUUUACCAUUGAAAAUAUUUAUAAUAAAACAAGA